GAGACAGUUGGCGUGAGUCAGGACACUAGUACGUUAACAAGUUGCGUUUUCCACCCAAAACCCCGGAGCGUCACGUGAGCGCGACAAGAGGCUUAAAGCGAGAAAAGUUCAGUCAACGAUAUGGACACCGAGGGAAUGGCAUGCGCUGCUGGAGGCCGACUUUGAGUCGUUCACGUCACGGCAGGUAGUCUCUCUCUCUCUCUCUCCCCCCCCCCCCCCCCCCCCAUCGGCGCUUUUGUAAAAAGACACUCAGGACUUCAGAGACAGACCUGUGUGGAUUUUGGACAACUCAAACAGCCACAGCCCACCAGAAGACACCAGGCAGAGUGGAUGUUUGUUCCACGCAGCGCAUGGCCUGUAUUCUGCUGACCGACAUGGACCCCCCCGCCUCCGGUCCCACAGCACAUCCUAAUGGCCUCCCAUCUGACCUGGACCCGGCCGAUGGACUCGACUCCAAGCAGGACACGGAUGCGACCUGCCUCACCGUCCACCUGUAUCACCUGGGGAAGGACGGAGGAGUGGCUGACGGUUCAGAAAGUGUGCUCUCGUUUCCACCAGGGGAGUACGUCGCAGAGGAACUGUGCAUCAGGGCAGCGAAGGCAUGUGGCAUUGCUCCAGUGUACUGCAGCAUGUUUGGCCUGAUGAGGGAAAGCGAUCGGAUCUGGUUUCCUCCGAAUCACACCUUUAAAUUGCAGCCGGCGGCCAGGGAGAGUCUGCACUUCAGAAUUAGAUACUAUUUUUCCGGCUGGUAUAACAGCGGCAGUACAUUGAAUGCCCAUCGCUAUGGCGUGUCCAAGGGGAAGGAGAGCCCUGUGAUGGAUGAUUAUGUCAUGGCAUAUCAGUUUUUUCAGAGGCGUAGUGACUUUCUGAAUGGCUGGGUUCAUAUCCCAGUGAGCCACGAGGCCCAGGAGGAGUGUCUGGGCAUGGCGGUGCUGGACAUGAUGAGGCUCGGCAAAGAGAGCGGCCAGUCACCUGUGGACGUUUACAAUUACACCAGCUACAAAUCCUUCCUGCCAAAAAGCAUGCGAAGCCACAUCCAGGAAUACAACAUCUUGACUCGGAAGAGGAUCCGCUAUCGCUUCAAGAAGUUCAUCCAGCAGUUCAGUGACUGCAAGGCCACGGUGUGUAACCUCAGGCUCAAGUACCUGAUGAGCCUGGAGAUGCUGCUGCCCGCCCUCUUCGCCGAGCGCUUCCAGGUAGCCGACCUCUCUGCGCGCAAGGUCACCAUCGUUGUCACGGGCGACACGGGCAUCCAGUGGUCAAAAGGGAAAGAGGAGGAGGAGGAGGCAGAGGAGGAGCUACAGACAUACUGUGACUUCCCAGAGGUGAUCGACAUCAGCAUCAAACAGGCGAAUAAGGACGGCUCAGUGGAGAGUCGCAUCGUUACCCUCACCAGACAGGACAACCAGAUCCUGGAACUGGAGUUUCAUUCGCUCCCAGAGGCCCUCUCUUUCGUGUCCUUAGUUGAUGGCUAUUACAGACUGGUUGCAGACGCCCAUCAUUAUCUGUGUAAAGAGGUCGCUCCACCAAGACUUCUGGAGUGCAUUGAGAGCUACUGCCACGGCCCUGUGUCGAUGGAGUUUACGAUUGCUAAGCUGCGUCACUCUGGGAACCACCAAGGUCUGUACAGCCUUCGCUGCAGCGCCAGGGACUACGACAAAUUCUUCAUGUCCUUUGUGGUGGGGUCUGACACUAUGGUGGACUAUAAGCACUGUCAGAUCGUGAAGACGGAGUCCGGAGAGUUCAUCCUGAGCGGUGCCAAGAGGAGCUUCGGCUCACUCAGGGAACUUCUGCACUGCUACCAGAAGGAGGCGCUCCGCACCGAUGGAUACACGUUCCAGCUGACCAGGUGCUGCCCACCCAGCCUCAAAGACAAAUCCAACCUUGUGGUGUGUAGAAAUAAUCAAGGUGCCGAUGUCCCACUGUCUACUGAGCUCCACAAACACAACAUCAGCCAGAUGGUCUUCCACAAGAUCCGAAAAGAGGACCUCGUCAUAAAUGAGAGUCUGGGCCAAGGAACCUUCACCAAGAUCUUCUGUGGCGUGAGGAAGGAGCUAGGAGACUACGGAGAGAUUCACCAGAUAGACGUGGUCAUCAAGAUCCUGGACAAGGCUCACCGCAACUUCUCAGAGUCUUUUUUUGAAGCAGCCAGUAUGAUGAGCCAGCUCUCCCACAAGCACUUGCUCCUCAACUAUGGCGUGUGCGUUUGUGGCAAUGAGAACAUGAUGGUGCAGGAGUAUGGCAAAUUCGGUUCUCUGGACACGUACCUGAAAAAGAACAGAAGCUGUGUCAACAUUACCUGGAAGCUAGAAGUGGCCAAGCAGCUCUCCUGGGCGAUGCACUACCUGGAGGAUAAGAACCUCGUUCAUGGAAAUGUUUGUGCCAAGAACGUCCUUUUGAUCCGAGAGGAGGAUCGGAUGGCGGGCUGCCUGCCCUUCAUCAAACUCAGUGACCCGGGCAUCAGCAUCUCCGUGCUGCCCAGAGAAGUCCUGGUGGAGCGUAUCCCAUGGGUGCCCCCCGAGUGCAUCGAAAACCCCCAAAACCUGAGUUUAGCCACUGACAAGUGGGGCUUUGGGACCACCCUGUGGGAGAUCUGCAGCGGCGGAGACAAACCGCUCAGCACCCUGGACUGCUCAAAGAAGAAGUUGUUCUACGAGGACAGGCACCAGCUGCCGGCUCCCAAGUGGACCGAGCUGGCCAAUCUGAUUAACAGCUGCAUGGACUAUGAGCCGUCACACCGGCCCUCCUUCAGGGCCGUUAUCAGAGACCUCAACAGCCUCUUCACCCCCGACUACGAGCUGCUGGUGGAGAGCGACAUGGUGCCCAACAGGACGAAAGGCGCCGGCUUCCCCUGGGCCUCCGAGAGCCAGGAGCCCGCCCAGUUUGAGGAGCGGCACCUCAUCUUCCUCAAGCAGCUCGGCAAAGGGAACUUCGGCAGCGUGGAGAUGUGCCGGUACGACCCGCUGCAGGACAGCACGGGGGAGGUGGUGGCCGUGAAGAAGCUACAGCACAGCACCGCCGAGCACCUCCGGGACUUCGAGCGGGAAAUCGAGAUCCUCAAAUCCCUCCAGCAUGAAAACAUUGUCAAGUACAAAGGAGUUUGCUACAGCGCAGGUCGAAGGAACCUCCGGCUGGUCAUGGAGUAUCUUCCCUUUGGCAGCUUGAGAGAUUAUCUCACUAAACAUAAGGACCGCUUUGACUUCAACAAACUGCUGCACUACGCAUCACAGAUCUGCAAGGGCAUGGACUACCUGGCCACCAAGCGGUACAUCCACAGAGACCUGGCCACGAGGAACAUCCUGGUGGAGAGCGACAUGAGGGUGAAGAUCGGCGACUUCGGGCUGACGAAGGUGCUGCCGCACGACAAGGAGUACUACACCGUCAGGGAGCCGGGGGAAAGCCCCAUCUUUUGGUACGCUCCGGAGUCGCUGACAGAGAGCAAGUUCUCGGUGGGAUCAGACGUUUGGAGUUUUGGCGUUGUCCUCUACGAGCUCUUCACUUUCAGUGACAAGAACCGCAGCCCACCUGCGGUGUUUAUGGACAAGAUGGGAAAUGAAAAGCAGGGCCAGAUGAUCGUCUACCACCUGAUCGACCUGCUCAAACAGGGAUACCGGCUGCCUGCUCCUGAGAACUGUCCGAAGGAGAUUCACAGGAUCAUCAGCCAGUGCUGGAGCAGUGAACCCCGACUCCGCCCCACCUUCAAGACAUUAAUCCACAGCGUGGAGACUGUACGAGACAGCAAGGACAGAUGAGCCCCGGCCAUCCCUUGACCUUUGAACUUUAGCCGUUGCCUCCUGGGAUUCGGUCCUCACACGUCUGAACUGAACACUGAGCGUGUGACACGUCUGUGGCGUCCCGCAGCGAUGACUUCAUUAGUCCGGUUUUCUUUCAGUGCGUCAGUCAAAUUAACACAUAUUCAAAUAAUGAUUCAUGGCAGUUUACCUACUUAUUGCAAUGACGUAUGCAAAUUAUUUGAUUAAUUACACACACUACAUCCGACUCAAGACGGCAAACCAAAUAUAUUCCAGAUGCCUUUCAGAACUUUUCAAUUCAUUCAUUUCUUUGUGCUAUUCGUCACUUGUUUGACAAUUUGAAUAUGACGAGUCACAGACGGGAGAAAUGUGAUAUACGAUUUGAUAUUGCUGAAUAUUUAAGCCUCAGGAUUGGGACCAAAAAUGUAUAAAUCAAUCAGUUACAUUUUUAGCUGUUACAGGGACUUGUGAUUUCCACAUAUUCAUUCCAUAUCAAGGACGUGUCUGUGUUUUCUGACAGCAGAAGCGCCGAGUCCUGGUUGCUAUGACUACUCAGUGACCAGAGUUUACACAAAUAUACUAUAAUUUGUCAAAAACCUUAUAGAGACAGGAAUAACUGCUCAGUAAUCUCUUUGAAACCUGUUAAUCUAACUGGACUCAAACAGUAUAAUUCUCGUUUUUAAAAAUGGAAAUGAUGAUGGUGUCUUAGUAAUUAGUAAUAUAUUUUAUAAAUACAGAAUAGGGGUUUUCAGUGUAUUUAGGCUAUACUAUCUGCCUGUACUGUAGACACCUAAUGUGAAAAGUCGUUGAGGAGUUUGUUAUACAAAAGUAUUGUAUGUUUAUAUUUUUAUAUUUCCUCAGUCCCCAAGCAGAAUUAUUUGUGGGACAUCUUUGUUUCCCAUUUUGAAACUUAAACAACCCCCAAUGUUUUUCAUUCAUGCUAAUAAAAAUCAGUCCAUAACAGA
This is a messenger RNA of Pseudoliparis swirei, 4717 nucleotides long. It is a transcript of the gene jak2a, whose product is annotated as Janus kinase 2a. Gene Ontology annotation, cellular component: cytoskeleton; membrane; cytosol. Gene Ontology annotation, molecular function: cytokine receptor binding; non-membrane spanning protein tyrosine kinase activity; ATP binding. Bases 351 to 3752 code for a protein of 1133 amino acids. The record is from RefSeq and is a predicted model, not a curated record. Gene Ontology annotation, biological process: intracellular signal transduction; cell surface receptor signaling pathway via JAK-STAT; hemopoiesis. NCBI's taxonomy places the organism in Eukaryota, Metazoa, Chordata, Actinopteri, Perciformes, Liparidae. The transcript has 24 exons.